Closterium sp. NIES-65 is the source of this 1509-nucleotide messenger RNA. The record is from the annotation of a GenBank genome assembly. Lineage: Eukaryota; Viridiplantae; Streptophyta; Zygnematophyceae; Desmidiales; Closteriaceae.
AUGUAUGCGCAUGCUGAGCUUGAAGGCCGCGGUGGUGGAAAAUGCAAAAGCGCCAAGGCGCCGGCGGCUGUGCUGAGUCUCUCGGGCAGGCACUCGCAGGAUGUGGCUGGUGGCGAGGAGCAGGCGCUGCCCAAGCCAGUCUUUGAAGUAGGGAUAGCAAACAAGCGAGGUGGUGGCGGUAUCAACCAUGACGAGGAUGAGCCUGGAGCAGUGGCUGAUGGGAAAGAGCAUGGACGUGAAGCUAUGAUCGCCGACAGUGAAUUGGGCAGCUCAUCUGGGAGUGAGGAGGUAUAUGAGGACGAGGAUGACAAGGAGGAGGAGGAGGAGGAGGAGGAGGAGGAGGAGGAGGAGGAGGAGGAGGAGGAUGAGGAGUUGGAGCCGGAGAGCGAGGAUGGGGAGGAGGCUCGGCCUUUGAAGAGGAGGAGUGUGCGGAAACCCAAGAAGGGCAACGAGAACGUGUUGGUGGCAUUAUGCGCAGUGAUAGCGGCAUGGCUGCAGUGGGAUAGGCACUCCCAGUACGACUCGCUUCAGGGAGGUGGCGCUGGGCAUACGGUGCUCUCACACUCUGCCCCCUCUCCCCUAUCUCAAGCCCCCUCUCCCCUAUCUCAAGCCCCCUCUCCCCUAUCUCACCAGCCCCUGUUCAUGGUGCUGGAGAACAUGGGAGGUGGCGCUGGGCGUACGGUGCUCUCACACUCUGCCCCAUCUCCCCUCUCUCACCAAAACAAUUCUAUCCCUUCUCCCUCCCCCCUCUCUAUCCCAUCCCUCUCCCUCCUCUUCCAGAGCCCUUAUAAACGGUGCUGCUGGUCGCGCGUGUGGCAUGCGGGGCAGCGUGGGAUAGGGGUGGCUGCAGUGGGAGUUGAGACUCCCACCAUACGUUGGUUCUUCUCCCACUCUCCCCUUCUCUCGCCCCCCUUUUAUCUCCCGCCCUCCCCUUCUCUCCCGCCAUCCCGUUCUCUCCCGCCCUCCCUUUCCCUUGCGCCCUCCCCUUCUCUACCACCCUCCCCUUCUCUCCCGCCCUCCCCUUCAUCCAUACCCUUUGGACAACCCUUAACCAUGUCAUGCAUGAUCACGUAUGUCACAUGCUGCCCCGCAUUGUCAUGCAUGCGCACAGGAGGGAAUCAGCGGGGCUUCAAGUGGGGCGACAGUGGGCUGUAUGUUCACGAGUCGGCGUUCUGGGGGACGGCCGAGCUUGAUGAUGAGAAGAAGGACCUGAAGGAGGAAGAGCAGGAGGUGUACGACACGGAGGACAUGGAGACGGAUGACGAGGAGGAGGAGGAGGAGGAGGAGGAGGAGGAGGAGGAGGAGGAGGAGGAGGAGGAGGAGGAGGAGGAGGAGGAGGAGGAGGAGGAGGAGGACGACGACGACGACGACGACGACGACGACGACGACGACGACGAGGACGACGAGGAGGAGAAGGAGAAACAGUGGGGGCAGGAGCGGAGGAAGAGCAAAAGGCACAAGAGAUGCAAAAUCAGGGGAGGCAAGGGGGAUGAGGAAGAGGAGGAGUAG